CGAAAACCCCCAAUUGCUAUCUACGCUCGAAAGUGCCGUACAACCCAGGACCCAGAAUCCGUGGAACUUAAAGCUCCGGAAUCCAAGGAAAUCAAAGAAGCUCAAGAAAAUUCGAGCUGUGGCGGCAACGAGGUAGUUCCAGCAGGGAAGAAAGUGUGUGUGGCGGCGGGUGCUGAGGAGCGGACUGAGGAAUUGAAGAGCCGAAUGCCGCUAUUGAAGAAGAAAGCCAGGGAAUUUGACCCGAAAUUGGUGGCGAAUUGGGGCCAGGGCGAGAGGAUUCCUUUUGUGUUUGUUUGUUUGGUUUUCGAUUUGCUUGACAAAGAGACAGGUCGGAUUGUGAUCACGGAUAUUGUUUGUAACAUGUUGAGGACUGUAAUGUACACCACGCCUGAGGAUUUGGUUCCUAUGAUCUAUCUUGCGGCCAAUAGGAUUGCACCCGCAAUAGAAGCAAUAGAAGGUAUUACCAAUGUGGGUUUUGUGUAUCCUUCUCCGUUGUAUACCGCCGCAAACGUUUUGCAAAACCAUGGAAUCGAGGGUUUCCAAUCGGGAAGCCAAGUCCGACGAGUUCAAGAAGUCUCAAGAAGAAUUCAGGAUUUCUCAGGCCAAAUUUCGGACCGAUUUCAAGACUACCACUGA
This is a messenger RNA of Pyrus x bretschneideri (Chinese white pear), 636 nucleotides long. RefSeq names its product DNA ligase 1-like. Gene Ontology annotation, cellular component: mitochondrion; nucleus. Gene Ontology annotation, molecular function: DNA ligase (ATP) activity; DNA binding. Gene Ontology annotation, biological process: DNA recombination; DNA repair; lagging strand elongation. The coding region runs from base 205 to 636 and encodes 143 amino acids. The transcript has a single exon. Lineage: Eukaryota; Viridiplantae; Streptophyta; Magnoliopsida; Rosales; Rosaceae. The record is from RefSeq and is a predicted model, not a curated record.